Molecule: messenger RNA, 1146 nt
Organism: Engraulis encrasicolus (European anchovy)
Lineage: Eukaryota; Metazoa; Chordata; Actinopteri; Clupeiformes; Engraulidae
Product: sterile alpha motif domain-containing protein 3-like
Exons: 11
Coding region: 40-1146 (368 amino acids)
Molecular function (GO): protein binding
Source: RefSeq, a predicted model, not a curated record
GCGACCAUUCAGUCUGGCGUUAAACUAACAAUAUUCCAAAUGGUGGACAAGUGGUCCCAAGAUAAUGUCGGCAAAUGGCUGCAAAGCAUUAAUCUCAUAGAUUUUAAGGAAACAUUCAGAGAGCAGGAAAUUGAUGGGGAAACUCUUUUGGGACUCACAGAGAGGAUGAUAGAGAAGCUUUUUCCAGUCAUUAAGCUACAAGUGUUGUUCAUGAAGGAGCUCCAACAUUUAAAAAACUCUUCUACUUCAGAGCCUGUAACUGCAGCACCCUGUAAUGGACCAUGUGAUCAGCAAGGGCCACUGUCACAUGUGACCGAACCAUGGCCUGCAGUAUUCUGUUUACCAGACUUUCCACCAGAAUUAAAAGCUGCUCUGCUGAGAAAGGAUCCUGCCUUUAAAAAGAAGGAUAAAUCACAUUUGCGUGCACUGUUGAUUCAAGUGUUGUUUGACAACAUCACUAAACACACAUGGUAUCCCAGUCACAAAAUGUACGGAGACGUUCUGGGUACCCUGACAAUGAAAUAUCCUUUUUUAAAGGAUGGCAGCUCUUCUGGACAUGCAACACUAUUGGAAUGUUUGCGUAACAAAUUUAAGAAGGAGAGAAGGCCUCUUCUGAAUUCAGCUGUAGUGGAAGAGAUGAAAGUCAAAUAUGGCUCAAAGAAGAGGACCUCCGCCCAGAUGACUGACUGCCAUUCCUCUACUCAAAUGCUUGCCAAAAGGAGAGGACACCCUCCAUCAACAGUUCAGCCAGUGCCUAACUCUUCACAAGAGUGUAUGGAGGAUGACACGAGCUACGCAGAGCAUAUGAAAUACAUAGCGCAAGAGAUGAGGAAAGCUGCACCCAACAUACAGCAGAUCAAAGUGCGAAUGAGGAGGACACUUUUGCAGCGGACGGCGGACAUGACCAAAGCAACAGAGCACGUCAUGGAACAAUUUCCAUUCCUUGGAAAUCCUAUUCUAUUGCGCCAUGAAAUGAUGCUCAGGCAUGGGAUCGAUGUCACCAACCUUACAACGGAGUUGGAGGGAGUGGCGCACAACAUCAUCAAAGCCAUGAGGGAGAAAAAAGACCCGAAACCAGUUUCACGGACCCUGCUGGAUGACUCCGAUGAGGCUGGGAUGAAGAACUCCUUCAAUUACAAGUCCUGA